This is a messenger RNA of Melanotaenia boesemani (Boeseman's rainbowfish), 1857 nucleotides long. RefSeq names its product galectin 8a (gene lgals8a). Bases 84 to 1019 code for a protein of 311 amino acids. NCBI's taxonomy places the organism in Eukaryota, Metazoa, Chordata, Actinopteri, Atheriniformes, Melanotaeniidae. The record is from RefSeq and is a predicted model, not a curated record. Gene Ontology annotation, molecular function: carbohydrate binding. The transcript has 9 exons.
UACUUGAACACAUCGUCUGUGUUCACGUCAGAUGAGGAAGUAAACAAUAUGGAGCCGCAGGUCUAAAUUUUUUAUCCGUCAAAAUGUCGAUUUCCAACCCGAGACAAGUGUUUUCAAACCUGUCGAUCCCCUUCGCCGGGACGAUUCUGGGUGGUUUGGUGCCUGGAGAAAUGGUUCUUAUACAAGGCUCAGUGCCAUCUGAUGCUGACCGAUUCCAGGUUGAUUUCACAUGCGGUAGCAGCGUGAAGCCACGGGCCGACGUGGCGUUUCACUUCAACCCGAGAUUCAAAAAGUCAUGUAUUGUCUGCAACACACUGCAGAAAGAGCGCUGGGGCCGUGAGGAGAUUCUGUACCAGAUGCCCUUCAGAGUCGGAGCUGCAUUUGAGCUCCUCAUCCUCAUCCUAAAUGACCGGUUCAAGGUGGCCGUGAACGGAGCUCACACGUUGGAGUACAAAUACCGUCUGGAGCUGGAGGGAGUCGACACCAUCUGCAUCUCAGGAAAAGUCAAAGUUCAGGCUGUGGGCAUUAUCCCUCCUGCCUCUAGUGCUGUGAUGCCUGCUGCUAGUCAGACCAGUCGGGAGUCAGAGCCAAUAAAGUCAUCAUCAGGUGACCUGAGCGUUCCCUUCAGAGGACAGCUGGUCCAGGGGCUGAGUGUUGGACGCAGCAUCAUCAUCAAAGGAGAGAUCAAGCAGACAGCACAGUGUUUUGCUGUGAACCUGCGAGAGCAGAGCAGCAGCAACAUUGCUCUUCAUCUGAACCCUCGUCUGAAGAAAGGAGUCUUCAUCAGGAACUCCUUCCUGUCGGAGUGCUGGGGCCCCGAGGAGUCUAAACUGGCCCUCUUUCCCUUCACCACAGGGCAGUAUUUUGAGAUGAUCAUUCUGUGCGACUCGCAGCACUUCAAAGUUGCUGUUAACGGAAACCACCAGCUGGACUACAAACACCGGGUUCAUGACCUGAGCUGCAUCAACCAGGUGGAGGUGUUGGGCGAUGUCUCACUGCUGGACAUCAGGAUGCUCUGAGUUCUCAAAGCUGUAAACAGAAUCAGGGUCUGUUGAUGUACUUCGUAAAGCCUCCAGUUCCCACAUUAGUUAGAGAGCAGAGGGAAGUCCAACACCGUGAUGUGCUCAGGUUUCAAGGUUGCUUUAUUUCUAUUCAAAUAAUAUUCAUUCUGUAUCAUUAAUUUAACUUUUUAAUCCAGAAGUGAAGAAUUUCCUUCACCAUGGGACAGCAUCAGAACCAAGUGCAUGGUCAAUCUUCAUGUUUAAAGGUUAAAAGUUUUAAUCAGCAGCUUUCAUCUUACAGUAUAACAAGAGCAUCAUAAUUUACAUGAUCAAGAGUUUUCAAAAGCAUUCCUGUGCUUCUAUUAGCAGCUAAUUUUGAUAUACUUUCCACCUCUGUUAUAACAAACUGUCCCUCUUUUUUAUAUUGAGCAGCAGGUGAUGGUUUGUAUGGAAGAAAUGUUUUAAGAAGAAAAAAGAAAGUUGAUCACCAGUUUUGCUAUAACAUCUGUGUACUAACAGACUACCUGAAGUUUAUCCUAAAUGAAUGCAAUAGAAUAGAAUAGUCUUUGUCCAGACUAAAAGAUGAUUGUAUUUUAUUACUCAGGUUGGUCUUACUGCUGUUUGUAAACUGUGUGCAGAGCAUGUCACAUACAGCAGCCGCCACGUGUGAAGAUCUUACAUGACUUUGAGGAAUAAAAUGAAAAAUUUGUGUUUGUGUUGUAUGAUGUAGAUGCAUAAAAUGUACACACAUGUGCAGUGUUGUUGUGUUGGCAUGUUAAGACUCAACAUCCUCAGUGAGUUUCACAAGCUUCAGAACCAAACUGAAAAGUUUACCACAAUAAAACUUUUAAUUUUA